Messenger RNA from Coregonus sp. 'balchen', 4583 nucleotides. NCBI's taxonomy places the organism in Eukaryota, Metazoa, Chordata, Actinopteri, Salmoniformes, Salmonidae. The record is from the annotation of a GenBank genome assembly.
CAGGAAGAAGGUCAGGCGCACGCGUGAUGAAGGGAAUGAUGGUUGAUAGGUAGCCAACGCAUCAAGCUUGAUGAUAGCUAUCGACUAGCGAUCGAUUUCCAACAGUUCACUAGAACUAAUAGAUCGUACGUCACUCAUUUGUUGCUACUAGCACUGUAGCUAGCUUCCGUAGAACGACGCCCUGGAACAUACAAAAAUGCCGAACAUUAAGAUAUUCAGCGGUAGCUCGCAUCGGGAACUGUCUCACAAAAUUGCCGACCGUCUUGGAAUGGAACUCGGGAAGGUUGUCACCAAGAAAUUCAGCAAUCAAGAAACAUGGUCAGUGUAAACUUUUAAUGUAUAGAAUGCUGACCUGUUUAAAUCUUAUGUUCGAGAAAUGUGUAAGAAACGUUAUGUUAGCAUGCUGCUUUUGAUGCUGCCUCGCAAAGGUGCUUGGAACUUGUAGUUUAUGUCACGCAUAACUGGAGUUCAUUUUGGCGCUCAGUUUGUUGGGCAUAGGGCGAACUACAUUUCAACUAAUUUCUGAAUAUUGGGAGUGCUGACAACCCCUACAGGCUAGCAAAAGUGAAACUAUUGUUUCUUGUAACUAAUUGUGUAACACUGAUGCAUCAAGCUGUAUACUUCUCAUUCCGUGCUGUUGAGCACUUUGGUCAUACAGUAGUUGUAUUUUCACUGUACUUAGCCUACUCCGAAAUCUUCUCUUGUCACUGCACUUCUAAGGCCCCUAGCCCUAAACACCUGUAGGCUGUGUUUUCGCUGUCUCAUGAUGAUUAUCCAUCACAACUAGUGUCAUGCUGUGUUAGCAGAGAGUGUUGUUUACCCUGUCUUCCACUUUCUCCCUCCCGAACACCCCCUCCCUCCCUCCCUCCCGAUCCCCCCCCUCCCUCCCUCCCUCCCUCCCUCCCUCCCUCCCUCCCUCCCUCCCUCUCCUUCCCUCCCUCCCUCCCUCUCCUUCCCUCCCUCCCUCCCUCCCUCUCCCCCCUCCCUCCCGAUCCCCCCCCCCCCCCACUCCUCCCCUCUCUUUUCCCCUCCCCAUUUGCUCGUCCCCUCUCCUCCUCACCCCUGGGCCCUAACAGUGUUGAGAUCGGGGAGAGUGUGCGUGGAGAGGAUGUCUACAUCGUACAGAGCGGCUGUGGGGAGAUCAAUGAUAAUCUGAUGGAGCUGCUGAUUAUGAUCAAUGCGUGUAAGAUCGCCUCGGCCUCCCGGGUCACAGCGGUCAUCCCCUGCUUCCCCUACGCACGGCAGGACAAGAAGGACAAGGUGGGGGUGAGGGACAGACAUCUAGUUACUCUACUGUCACGCCGCCGACCAUUAAUACCACAUCACCAGAGUUGGGUUCAAUUCCAGUCAAUUCAGAAAGUACCAAAUUCCAAUUCCACAUUUUUAUUUAUUUAUUAAAAAGCAUUGGAAUUUCACUGUACUUCCUGAAUUGAAAUGGAAUUGACCCCAACCCUGCCAUUAUACCACAUCAAUGUCCAGUGUGACCCGACGACCCAUGUUGCUGCCACUGACUGCAUGGACAGACCCCAGCAGGCAGCCACAGCAGAUGGAUGGGACUGGGAGCAUGCCUGGGUUUUGUUUUGAUUUGAUUUCUCUCCACUGAUUUAAGUUAAACUGUGAACAGAGUGAGCAGUCACUGUGGCUUCUGUUUGUAUUGUUACCGCCACCUGCCUGCCUCCAUUCCUCUGAUGGUUUAUAUCAGUGCAUGUCCUUGUGCCCACAAUAUAAUGUAUUGCAUGUACUAUGUAUCUGCCAAAAAUAUACUGUUAUUAACUUUUUGUACAGUAUCACUUUUCUUGGGCUUGAAGAAGCUGAGUAGUUUGAAGUUGUUGUACAUGUGACUGUAGUUUAGAAUAGCCUAUCUGUUGCCCCAUGUUGCUUAGGAAGGAAAUGUAGUACGGACCAACUUUUAAGAUGGAAGACUCAGCUCAUAUCAUGUGAUGUGAGUACAACAAAUGAGGUGUGUGUGUGUGUGUGUGUGUUUCCUUGCAGAGUCGGGCGCCCAUCUCAGCCAAGCUGGUGGCUAACAUGUUGUCUGUGUCUGGGGCUGAUCACAUCAUCACUAUGGACCUCCACGCCUCACAGAUCCAGGUCAGGAGCAGAGAGGGCACUGGGGUCUGGCAGUAGAGGUCAGGAGUAGGGAGGACACUGGGGUCUGGCAGUAGAGGUCAGGAGUAGGGAGGACACUGGGGUCUGGCAGUAGAGGUCAGGAGUAGGGAGGACACUGGGGUCUGGCAGUAGAGGUCAGGAGUAGGGAGGACACUGGGGUCUGGCAGUAGAGGUCAGGAGUAGGGAGGACACUGGGGUCUGGCAGUAGAGGUCAGGAGUAGGGAGGACACUGGGGUCUGGCAGUAGAGGUCAGGAGCAGGGAGGACACUGGGGUCUGGCAGUAGAGGUCAGGAGUAGUGAGGACACUGGGGUCUGGCAGUAGAGGUCAGGAGUAGGGAGGACACUGGGGUCUGGCAGUAGAGGUCAGGAGUAGGGAGGACACUGGGGUCUGGCAGUAGAGGUCAGGAGUAGGGAGGACACUGGGGUCUGGCAGUAGAGGACCAAACAGCCAGACUGUAGCGAUACACUGAGUCCAUCAAAUGUAAAUUAUUCUUUUGCUCCCUCCAAUCCAACAGAUGACACAAUCAGCAAACACACACCACACAUGGAGUUCUAUAGGGGUUAAGUUACUUGCUCAAGGGCACAAUGACUGGAGAUGGCAGCCUCUGACUCCUGUCUGUGUGUCUCUGGUAUCUCCAGGGUUUCUUUGACAUCCCAGUGGAUAACCUGUAUGCUGAGCCUGCUGUACUGAAGUGGAUCAAGGAGAACAUCGCAGAGUGGAAGACCUGCACUAUCGUCUCUCCAGACGCAGGGGGUGCCAAGAGGUGAGACAGGACAGAGUAGUCAAAAAGCUUUUGGUCGGAGGGCUUUUGGCCAAAAUAAGAAAUUUGAUUCAUCAGAGAAAGAUGGAGAUAGGAGAAUGCUUGGAAAAUAUGGGAACCACUGUGUGCAUGCUAGACAACUGCUUCAAAGCGCCACUACUGCUUCAAGGACAUCAACUCUCUCUCUCUUACCUUAGGUGGUUUUACCCUUGAGCCAUGUCUUUCUUUAACUCUGCCUUAUCUGUGAAAUGGACUUUAGAUUCACACGUUUGUGUGUCUAACUGCUCCUUCACACUAACAAAUCUUUAAGCGAUAACAGUCGACCAACUGUUGUGCCUCUGUGACUUGGCUUGCUCUUAACACUGUGUAUUAUGUUCUGUGUGACAGAGUGACCUCCAUAGCGGACAGGCUCAACGUGGACUUUGCUCUGAUCCACAAAGAGAGAAAGAGGGCCAACGAGGUGGAUCGCAUGGUGCUGGUCGGGGACGUCACGGACCGGGUAGCCAUCUUGGUGGAUGACAUGGCAGACACCUGUGGUACUAUCUGUCACGCAGCCGACAAGUAAGUAAAGUCUCACCUUAUGACCUUGACUAACCUUGACACAUGUAUCUAUGCCCAGGCAAUGGGUGUCUGGGCUGAAUCUUAACCAUACAAAAACAAACAUUAAUUAUGAUCCUAUACAUUAAAAUGGAUCUCUGAUUUGACGUCAAGACCUUCGUAUUACAGAGCUGUGGAAAUAACCACCACUAUUUCACAUUUCACUUCUCCUUCAUCUAAAUGAGAGUCCUUGCAGCAAAAGUCAGCGUAUCCAAACAGGUAAAUGUGGCGGCGCUAUAAUCCCAAACCCAGUUUUUUAAGGAGAUCCUGUCCCUUCACCCUUCAGGCUGAUCUCAGCUGGUGCUACCAAGGUGUAUGCCAUCCUGACCCACGGUAUCUUCUCUGGCCCGGCCAUCUCCCGCAUCAACAACGCCUGCUUCGAGGCUGUGGUCGUCACCAACACUAUCCCUCAGGAGGAGAAGAUGAAGACCUGUCCUAAAAUACAGGUCAGGGGUCACAGCACUGUCCUAAGAUACAGGUCAGGGGUCACAGCACUGUCCUUAGAUACAGGUUAGGGGUCAAAUGUUAUAUUACUGUCCUAAGAUACAGGUCAGGGGUCAGAGGUUAUAACAUGGUUAUUCACCUCAACAUAAGUAGACUGUCAUACUGUCCAAUGUUAAGGUGGUUUAAGCUGAAAUUAUAUUGUUGCUACUGUGAUGUUUAACAACUAAGACAACAGCGAAUAGUUUGAAUAAUCGUAUCACCUAAACAGUUUGUGCUAAAAUAAUUUUAAAAGUUCACUCUAUAAAUGGUCCUCUGUAGCUCAGCUGGUAGAGCACGGCGCUUGUAACGCCAAGGUAGUGGGUUCGAUCCCUGGGACCACCCAUACACAAAAAAAAAAUGUAUGCACGCAUGACUGUAAGUCGCUUUGGAUAAAAGCGUCUGUUAAAUGGCAUAUUAUUAUUAUUAUUUUAUUAUUAAAUGAGAUAAAGCACACUUUGUUUAUAAACGGUAAAUAGUCUGACAUGUAUCCGGAUGUUUCCUGAACAUUUAUUAUGUGUUAACCAUCUGUUUCUCCUGUAGGUGAUUGACAUCUCUAUGAUCCUUGCGGAGGCCAUCCGCAGGACCCACAACGGGGAAUCUGUCUCCUACCUCUUUAGCCACGUCCCCUUGUAA